AUGCCAAUCGUCAAUCCAGAAAAGCUAGUUGCUCUGCAGCAAAAUGCUCAAGACAUUAGAAAUGAUCAUGGAAAAACUUCACUGUCAGAUGCCUUGAUUGCCACAAAUGGCAUCAUUUCUCCAAAGCUCGCUGGUAAAAUACGAUACCUCGACUCUCGACCAGAUGAACAGACGCGCGGGAUUACUAUGGAAUCAUCUGCCAUAUCAUUAUAUUUCUCCAUGUUAAGACGAAAUGCACCAGAUGCUACACCUGAACAAAAAGAAUACUUGAUCAACUUAAUAGAUUCGCCUGGACAUAUCGAUUUCAGCAGUGAGGUAUCGACCGCCUCACGAUUAUGCGAUGGCGCUGUCGUUUUAGUGGAUGCAGUUGAGGGAGUCUGUAGUCAGACUGUUACGGUUUUGAGGCAGACAUGGGUAGAACAUAUGAAACCUCUCUUGGUAAUCAACAAGAUGGAUAGACUUAUUACGGAAUUGAAGAUGACCCCAGCCGAAGCAUAUACACAUUUAAGCAAGCUGCUGGAGCAAGUCAAUGCUGUACUUGGAAGUUUCUUCCAAGGUGAGCGAAUGGAGGAAGAUUUAAACUGGAGAGAAAGAGUGGAUGAGAGAAUUGCCGCUGCCGCUGCGAAAGAACAAGAACGAUCAGGGAAUGACGGAAGCACCUCAAUUGAUACCGAAGCUAUGAACGAAUUCCAAGAAAAAGAUGAUGAGGAUAUUUACUUUGCACCAGAAAAAAAUAAUGUCAUAUUUAGCAGCGCCAUUGAUGGAUGGGCAUUCACAGUUAGACAGUUCGCCAGCUUGUAUGAGAAGAAAUUGGGAAUCAAGAGAACCGCAAUGGAGAAGGUUCUAUGGGGAGAUUUCUACCUGGAUCCGAAGACCAAAAAAGUCCUUGGACCAAAACAUCUCAAGGGGCGAAAUUUAAAACCAUUGUUUGUCCAAUUAGUUUUGGAACAGGUGUGGGCUGUUUAUGCGGCAACAACGGGUGGUGACAAAGGGAAGGGUGAUCCUGUCAUGACAGAAAAGAUUACCAAGUCAUUAAACAUUACUUUACCUCCACAUGUUACACGUUCCCGCGAUCCACGGGCUAUUCUUACUACAUUAUUCUCAUCAUGGCUUCCACUAUCAACUGCUCUACUGGUUUCUGUCAUCGAAUCUUUACCUGCUCCACCUGCUGCUCAAGAAGGACGACUACCAGCACUUAUCGACGCAUCUCCUGGUGCAUCACAUGUUGAUCCCAAGGUCAGAGAAGCAAUGAUUAAAUUCAAGACUUCAAAAGAAGAACCGGUUGUGGCUUAUGUCAGUAAGAUGGUUUCGAUACCGGAGAGUGAACUACCUGAGAACAAGCGACGAGGGGGUGCUCUGAGUCCUGAAGAAGCCUUGGAGAUGGGUCGACGUAAGCGAGCCGAAAUUGCAAGACAGCAGGCUUUGGAAGGAGCCUCUGAAUCAGUGGAUGGAGUAUCUGAUGCACUUGGAUCAGUAAGCCUUGAGGAGCCUGUCGAGGAAGAGAAGAAACCCGAUCCAGAACAUCUGAUAGGUUUUGCACGAAUAUACUCUGGGACUUUAUCUGUAGGAGAUUCUAUUUAUGUAUUACCGCCAAAGUUCUCUCCUGCACACCCACACAAUAGUCCUGAACCACAAAAGGUUACAGUCACGGCGUUAUACUUAUUGAUGGGCCGUGGAUUAGAACCGCUUACUUCUGUUCCAGCCGGUGUUGUAUUUGGUAUUGGAGGUCUUGAAGGCCAUAUACUCAAAUCUGGAACCCUUUGCAGUCAAUUGGAAGGUAGUGUCAAUCUUGCAGGAGUUAACAUGGGUUCUCAGCCUAUCGUUCGUGUUGCUUUAGAACCAGCUUGGCCUGGAGAUCUCGACAAGAUGAUUCGAGGUCUUAAGUUACUCGUUCAGAGUGAUCCUUGUGCUGAGUAUGAACAAUUCGCAAGUGGUGAACAUGUUCUACUUACAGCAGGGGAAUUACAUUUAGAGCGUUGUUUGACAGAUCUUCGUGAGAGAUUUGCAGGAUGUGACAUUCAAGCAGGAGAGCCGAUUGUACCAUACCGAGAAACCAUUGUUAGAGCUGAAGAUAUGAAACCUCCAGCAAAUAAGGAACUUGGAAGAGGCACAGUUGUAUUGUCAACUACAUCAAAACAGAUCAUGAUUCGAUUACGUGUAAGACCUCUUCCAGUGGAGGUAACUGAGUUCUUGGUCAAGAAUGCUGGCGCUAUCAAGAGACUUUAUUCUGAUCGUCAGGCGGAGGAGAAGAGCAAGAAGACCGGCGAUGAUACCACUCAAGAGACAAUUGAACAGGAAGAGGUUGAAGAACUCUUGGGUGGCGAGAAAGUCUUAUCAUUGGCUGAAUUUAAACAAGAACUACAAAAAACCUUCGAAGGAGUAAAAGGUCAAAAAGAUAUUUGGGCUUCAGCUGUGGAUCAAAUUACUGCUUUUGGUCCACGAAGAACUGGACCUAAUCUCUUACUUGACUCCACGGCCGAUGGAAUCCUUGGAAAAUUCCUUCGCGAAGACACCACUACUGACUCCCAAGACUCAACAGCUCAAAAUCAAGCACUUCAAGCCCGUUCCUUUUCUGAUAAAAUUAGCUAUGCUUUCCAACUCGCCACUGCCCAAGGUCCUCUCUGCAAUGAGCCUAUCCAAGGAAUCGCUGUUUUCCUCGAAGAUGUCACCAUAGCCCCUUCCACUGACGAUGAAUCAUCAACUCGUGAUAAUUUUGGUCGAUUAACUGGUGAAGUGAUUAAAACUGUUCAACAGGCUAUUAAACAAGGCUUCUUGGAUUGGUCCCCAAGACUUAUGCUUGCUAUGUACUCGUGUGAAAUCCAAGCUAGUACCGAAGUACUCGGCCGCGUCUACGACGUCCUCACCCGUCGUCGCGGACACAUCCUCUCUGAAUCCCUCAAAGAAGGAACCCCCUUCUUCACCAUCGUAUCACUUCUCCCCGUGGCCCUCUCCUUUGGCUUCUCAGAUGAAAUCCGCAAGAGAACUUCCGGAGCAGCUAGUCCCCAGUUAAUCUUUCAGGGCUAUGAGGUCCUAGAUGAAGAUCCCUUCUGGACUCCCUUUACCGAGGAUGAUUUGGAGGAUCUGGGUGAGUUGGCUGAUAGGGAGAAUGUGGCUAAGAAAUAUAUGGAUGGUGUGAGGAAGAGGAAGGGGUUGAGGGUCGAGGGGGAGAAAUUGGUUAGGGAUGCUGAGAAACAGAAGACGUUGAAGAGGUAG
Sclerotinia sclerotiorum 1980 UF-70 is the source of this 3213-nucleotide messenger RNA. RefSeq lists its product as hypothetical. The coding region runs from base 1 to 3213 and encodes 1070 amino acids. The transcript is spliced from 5 exons. Gene Ontology annotation, cellular component: cytosol; ribonucleoprotein complex. NCBI's taxonomy places the organism in Eukaryota, Fungi, Ascomycota, Leotiomycetes, Helotiales, Sclerotiniaceae. The record is from RefSeq and is a predicted model, not a curated record. Gene Ontology annotation, molecular function: GTP binding; ribosome binding; GTPase activity. Gene Ontology annotation, biological process: cytosolic ribosome assembly.